AUGGAGAGUCAGAGCAAGAAGGUGGCGAAGGUCCACACCAGGCCGGGGCAGGACGUUCGGAAGGAGCGGCGAUCGGCCACCGGCAUGAGCGGCGCACCGAAGAAGGGCGGCUGCGGCGGCAAAUUCACGUGGUCCGGCGACCGGCUGUACGCCGGCGGGGAGGAAGACGCCGUGCUGAUGAUGGCGAAGGGGGCCAUGGACGACAAGGACCCUAACUUUGAAGAUCCGGAAGAAGAGGAAGCAGGAGUGGACGGGAAGGGCGUCUGA
Spirodela intermedia is the source of this 267-nucleotide messenger RNA. NCBI's taxonomy places the organism in Eukaryota, Viridiplantae, Streptophyta, Magnoliopsida, Alismatales, Araceae. The record is from the annotation of a GenBank genome assembly.